UGGCCGGUGACGUGUCUCUCUGUCCCCACAGUGAACCCCUGCUGCUCCUACCCCUGCCAGCACCAAGGCGUAUGCGUGAGGGUCGGCGUGGGCGGGUACGAGUGCGACUGCACGCGGACGGGGUACUUCGGGGACAACUGCACCUCCCCCGAGCUCUGGACGCGCCUCCGCCAGCUGCUGAAGCCCAGCCCUGCCUUCUACCACUUCAUCCUCACCCACUUCAGGUUGUUCUGGGACAUCGUCAACAGCACCUUCAUCAGGGACACGCUCAUGAGGCUGGUGCUCACAGCCCAGGCUCUCCUCUUCUGCGGGGAAUCGCAGCCUGUGGAUCUCGGGCACUUGUACGGGGACAACCUGCAGCGGCAGCACCAGCUGCGACUCUUCAGAGACGGGAAGCUGAAGUUCCAGGUGGUGGACGGAGAGGUGUACCCCCCCACGGUCACUGAUGCUCCGGUUCACAUGGUGUACCCUCCGGGCGUCCCCAAGGAGAAGCAGCUGGCAAUGGGGCAGGAGGUGUUCGGGCUGCUGCCGGGGCUCUGCCUGUAUGCCACGCUCUGGCUGCGCGAGCACAACCGCGUCUGCGACGUCCUCAAACGGGAGCAUCCCACCUGGAGCGACGAGCAGCUCUUCCAGACGGCUCGGCUCAUCCUCAUUGGGGAGACCAUUAAGAUCGUCAUUGAAGACUACGUCCAGCACCUCAGCGGGUACUUCCUCAGCCUCAAGUUCGACCCCGAGCUGCUGUUUGGGACACAGUUCCAGUACCGGAAUCGCAUUGCGGUGGAGUUCAACCAGCUCUACCACUGGCACGGGCUGAUGCCCGACUCCUUCGUCAUCCAGGGAGAAGAGUACAGCUACGAGCAGUUCCUCUACAACACCUCUAUGCUCAUGGACUAUGGCGUGGAGGCGCUGGUCGAGUCCUUUUCCAAGCAGAUUGCAGGAAGGGGAAGAUCCUGCCCUCCCCUCCUGCCAGUAAGAUCCGUCCCCCCCCUCCUGCCAGUGCUGGGGCUGCAGAACACGGGGAGGGAUGCUGGUAGUGCUGGGAGGGAUGCUGGUGGUGCUGGGAGGGAUGAUGGUGGAGAGGAAGAGAAGGCGGCAGAGCUGGAGGAGCUGUAUGGAGACAUCGAUGCGCUGGAGUUUUAUCUGGGCUUGCUGCUCGAGAAGCCCCAACCCAAUGGGAUUUUUGGAGAAAGCAUGGUAGAGAUCGGAGCUCCGUUCUCCCUGAAGGCUGCUCCGGGGCUGCUCGGGAACCCCAUCUGCUCCCCGGAGUACUGGAAACCCAGCACCUUUGGCGGAGCGACUGGCUUUGAGAUAGUGAAGACGGCAUCGCUCGAGAAACUCGUGUGCCUCAAUGUGAAGAAGUGCCCGUACGUGGCGUUCCGUGUGCCCGAUACCUCAGCCCAUGGCGUCCCCAGGCACGCGUCCCCGCUGCUGCCCUGCUUCAGCACUGCACGCCGGUGCCAGCCCUCGCCCGCAUAA
Molecule: messenger RNA, 1476 nt
Organism: Pterocles gutturalis (yellow-throated sandgrouse)
Lineage: Eukaryota; Metazoa; Chordata; Aves; Pterocliformes; Pteroclidae
Product: prostaglandin G/H synthase 1-like
Biological process (GO): response to oxidative stress; cyclooxygenase pathway
Cellular component (GO): neuron projection; cytoplasm
Molecular function (GO): peroxidase activity; oxidoreductase activity, acting on single donors with incorporation of molecular oxygen, incorporation of two atoms of oxygen; prostaglandin-endoperoxide synthase activity
Source: RefSeq, a predicted model, not a curated record